AUGGGUAUUCAGGCUCAGCAAGCACUGGCAUCCAGGGGUACUCAGGCUCAGCAAGCACUAGCAUCCAGGGGUACUCAGGCUCAGCAAGCACUGUCAUCCAGGGGUACUCAGGCUCAGCAAGCACCGGCAUCUAGGGGUAUUCAGGCUCAGCAAGCACUGGCAUUCAGGGUACUCAGGCUCAGUAAGCACUGGCAUCCAGGGGUACUCAGGCUUAGCAAUCACUGGCAUCCAGAGGUACUCAGGCUCAGCAAGCACUGUCACCCAGGGGUACUCAGGCUCAGCAAGCACUGGCAUUCAGGGUACUCAGGCUCAGUAAGCACUGGCAUCCAGGGGUACUCGGGCUCAGCAAGCCCUGGCAUCCAGGGGUAUUCAGGCUCAGCAAGCACUGACAUCAUGGGGUACUCAGGCUCAGCCAGCACUAGCAUCCAGGGGUACUCAGGCUCAGCAAGCACUGGCAUCCAGAGUUACUCAGGCUCAGCCAGCACUGGCAUCCAUGGGUACUCGGGCUCAAUAAGCACUGGCAUCCAGGGGUACUUAGACUCAGCAAGCACUGGCAUCCAGGGAUACUCAGGCUCAGCAAACACUGGCAUCCGGGGGUACUCAGGCUCAGCAAGAACUGGCAACCAGGGAUACUCUGGCUCAGUAAGCACUGGCAUCAAGGGGUACUCAGGCUCAGCAAGCACUGACAUCCAGGGGUACUCAGGCUCAGCAAGCACUGGCAUCAAUGGACACUCGGGCUCAGUAAGCACUGGCAUCCAGGGGUACUCAGGCUCCGAUCCAGGGAUACUCAGGCUCAGCAAACACUGGCAUCCGGGGGUACUCAGGCUCAGCAAGAACUGGCAACCAGGGAUACUCUCGCUCAGUAAGCACUGGCAUCAAGGGGUACUCAGGCUCAGCAAGCACUGA
This is a messenger RNA of Saccoglossus kowalevskii, 906 nucleotides long. RefSeq names its product filaggrin-like. The record is from RefSeq and is a predicted model, not a curated record. NCBI's taxonomy places the organism in Eukaryota, Metazoa, Hemichordata, Enteropneusta, Harrimaniidae.